This is a messenger RNA of Tarenaya hassleriana, 4496 nucleotides long. RefSeq names its product bromodomain and WD repeat-containing protein 1. NCBI's taxonomy places the organism in Eukaryota, Viridiplantae, Streptophyta, Magnoliopsida, Brassicales, Cleomaceae. The record is from RefSeq and is a predicted model, not a curated record. Gene Ontology annotation, molecular function: protein binding. The coding region runs from base 399 to 3005 and encodes 868 amino acids. The transcript is spliced from 10 exons.
AAGAUACAUAACAAGAUUUAAUACUUGUGUUACUUCAUAAUUUCAAUCAUUAGAGCUUUGAUUACAGAAGCGCGUGAGAUACACGCCUAUGUGAGCGACGGAAAAAGCAAUCAGAUAUGACGCGGGGGGCAACGGGCAGCAUCUAACGCCGUUAACUUUGCACGGAGUUCAAAGAAUCGAUCAUUUUUAGAAAUCAAUUAUCCGAACCUCAGGUUCGGUCAUGGGCCCUCCGAAAAAAAAAGUUUCUCCAUUUCGUCUCUCUCUCUCUCUUACCCGAGGGAAAAGCGCGUAGAAAAAAGGAAAAUAGAAAGGAAGUAGCAGAGGGACCUGAGCUGUAGAGAGAGAAAGCAAGCCGGUGUGGGUGUGCUGAGUUCUAGAGAGAGUAGGGAGGGGCCAGGAUGAGUCAGAUCGUGAGGCGGCGGAAGAAGGGACGGCCGUCGAAGGCGGAUCUGGCGCGGCGGGCGAGCUCCGGCGAUGGGUACGAGCUCCGGCGAAGUCUUCGGCGGAGAAAUGUGAGGUACAACUUCGAUUUUGAUGAUUAUCUCGACGACGAGGACGAGGCUGAGGAGGAGAGUAGGCGAGGAAAAAAGAUGAAGCUCGUCCCCGUUCUCAAGCUGAACCAGAGCCGGGCAAGCGCCGACCCCCCGACCAGGGGCCGAGGCCGACCGGCGUCGCGUGGUGGGCACGUAUCGGACGAUGGGGAUGAAGAUGAAGCGGAAGGGGAUGACGACGGAGAGGAGGAGAAUGAUGACGAAGAGGUGGGUGAGAAGAAGCCGGUGAAGAAGAGGAAAAUUAGCGGUGGUGCUGAAGAAGAUGAAGAUUAUGAGGAGGAAGAGGAAGAAAAAGAAGAUCGCGGGGAUGCAGAUGAAGACGAUCAUGAGGAAAGGAAGGGGAAAGAGACAGGAAAUAGGGGCAGUUCUUGUCCUGGAACUCUGACUGAUAUCUCAUCGGAGACCCCUAUGCCUGACAAGAAAUCCUUGGAGUUGAUCCUUGAAAAGUUGCAGAAGAAGGACAUUUAUGGUGUGUAUGCAGAGCCAGUUGAUCCUGAAGAGCUUCCUGAUUAUCAUGACAUAAUUGAGCAUCCCAUGGACUUUGCCACGGUGAGGAAGAAGCUUGCAAAUGGAUCAUAUUCCAUACUUGAAGAGUUUGAGAGUGAUGUCUUUCUGAUUUGCUCAAAUGCAAUGCAAUACAAUGCUUCAGACACUGUGUACUAUAAACAGGCGAGGACUAUUCAGGAGAUGGCGAAGAAAAAAUUUGAGAAGAUAAGGAUCAAGAUUGAACGUGCUGAGGAGAAAGAGUUGAAAACAGAACAAAAGGUGAAACCCGGCAGCUCAGGAAAGAAGCAGGUCAAACAGUUUCCUAACAAGAAUGUGUUAGAACCCAUCGGCUCUGAUUUCUCUGCUGGUGCCAAUCUCGCUACCGGAGGUAUUUUCCAAAAUGGCUCAGUUUCAGCUCAGACUGGUACAGACGGGCUUUUGGAGGGAAAUGUAUCCCUAGUCGACAGUCUCGAGAAAGCAGAAGACUUGAUAUCUGGUAAGGGUCUAUCUGGUAAGUUUGGGAGGAAGCAAUCUGCUACUGAGGAUAAUCGUCAUGCAACUUACAGCAUGUCUUGUCAAUGGUCAGAGAGACCAGAGUCUGUAUUCUCAACGUUUGAGGAUGAAAUCAAGCAGCUUGUGGCUGUAGGGCUUCAUGCUGAACACGCAUAUGCUAGAAGCCUGGCUCGCUUUACUGCAACUCUAGGACCUGUUGCAUGGAAAGUAGCCUCUCAGAGAAUUGAACAGGCACUGCCUGCGGGUGUUAAGUUUGGCCAUGGAUGGGUUGGAGAGUAUGAGCCUCUCCCUACACCAUUACUGUCACUUGAAACCAGCACGCUGAAAGAAUCUUCUGCUUUCACGACGAGAAAUGAGAUGCCGUUAAAGACGCCGAGGGAACAACCUCCAAACGAGCCAAUUCCAGAAGGAAAGCCUUCUCUCUUUCAGACUUCUGCUGGGUCCGUCUCGGAAGGGAAACCGCUAUCUUCUGUUGCUUCCCGAGCUGUAAAACCGAAGUCUGCAAGCCAGCAACAAAACAUGCCUGCCCGGGCUUCUGUCGAGCUUCAAAGGAAGAAGCUUCAGCAGGUAGAAUUGAAUUUACCACCACCAGAUGAACAAACCAAUGCAGCUUAUGUUUCAGAGAAGCAGAAUUUGGAUAAAUCAGACACAGUGGCCUUUAGAUCGACUGACAUGAUGAGGAAUGUGUCUCUCACUCGGACUGAACAAUAUAAGCCCCAGGCCACUAACGGGGUUAGUCCUGGUGGGUUGGCUAAUGGAAAAUCCUCAACUGGGUUGAACAGCAGGAUGAUCGAUCUGUCGAAGAUUGAUACUCCGAAUCAAAUGGCUCGAGCAGCAACGUGUUCACAACCCGUUAGACCGGGUCAACUCCAAGGCCUCGGUGACCCGUCACAGUUGAUGAAAGGCCUUGGUGAAAAGGCCAAAAUGCAGCACAGCUCCAGCCAUCCUCAAGAUAAUACUCACUCAUUUCCGUCUAUAAGAGGUGAAGAUUCAAGUAAUGCUGCCCUCUUGGCGGCACGGGCAUGGAUGUCAAUAGGGUCUGGGGGUGGAGGGCAUAAACAAAAGACCGAAAAUUCUAACAGCCCGAAAAACAGGAUUUCGGCUGAGUCAUUGUAUGAUCCAGCUAGGGAACUCCAUCCACAAGCACUGACACCCAGAGGAUCCGAGCUUCCUUUCUCGCAAAGUAAUGGUUUCCCCUUCCAGACAUUUGUGCAUCAACCAGUUCAUGGAUCCCGACAGCAAAUGGGUUUCCCUCACAUGGUCCCUGCUUCUGACUUCAAUGGAUUCCACGCUCAAUCCCCAUGGCGAGGCAUUAGCACCAGCCAGCUGAAGCAGAGACAGGACAACCUUCCUCCGGAUCUGAACAUUGGUGUCCAUUCGCCUGAUUCACCUGCAAAACAGUCUUCUGGUGUUCGUGUGGAUUCACAACAGCCUGAUCUUGCUCUGCAGCUCUGAACCACCAUUGCAGAAGAACUAACUCAGUGCCGACAUGAUCAAACUCAGUGUUUUUCCAAUCGGUAAGAAGCCUGGACUAGUUACAGCUUUCUCUGGAAAUCCAUGGAAGAAACAUGAGAUCGGUUCAAUGGAAGAAAACAUUGAAGAAGAAUAGUCCAAAGCGUGGUGUACUUUCAAGGAUCUGGAGAAAAAACCCGAACAGAUGAAGGAGAAAGCUGUUUUGUCAGGUGAGUUGGAUGAAGUUGCGGGUGAGUAAAAAACCCCAUUGUUAGGGUUUCUGAUCAGUCACUGGUUCAAAUUCAAUGCAUCCAUGAUUUAGAUUCGUCAGUGUAGGGGGUUUUUUCUCUUCCUUUUUAGUGAAAUUCAGACACUAUUUAUGGAACAAGAGUAGCUAAAAUUUUCUAACAUAGAUGUCUGAACAGCUUAGCUAAGCUCUAUUUGUGUGUAUGUGCUUCUCUGUGCGUUUUACAAUUACAGAUGUAUAAGAAUAUGAGAUAGUUCUAUCUCCUCUCUCUCGUCCACGUCAACAAUAUUCUUCAUAAUCAUCUCUUAACAUGAUAUAUAUAUAUAUAUAUAUAUGCUUGUGUAUAUGUAUAUAUAUGUUUUGAUAGAGGGUCCCGGUUGAAGUCUUUGCAUUUGCACAAUCAAAAGCAUGCAACAACACAUUGGUUCAAUCUUAGAAGCAUUAAAUAAUUACUGAUUACCAUAUAACCAUGGGGUUAUGAAAUGUGAUCGACCAUGGAACCAGUCGACGAGACCAGUUCACAUGUGGUACGAUCAGAGUACGGAAUCUCUGUGUACACAUAUACAUGUAUGUAUAGUCUUAAAAUAGAAGAAGAGAAGCAUGGGAGAAACAGACAUGAGCUGUGCCAAGGUGUCUUAACUCUUAAGGGCUUUGUGUCUGGAAACCAACUGUCGCAAAAAAUAUCGGCUUAAAGCGAGGAGUACGGACCGCGGAUGAGGAGAUGAUCCUGUACGGCGGGGGAGCAUCGAAGGAAGGUGGGUCCGCUUCCUCUGACGGCGGUGGAGGGUUGGCGGUGGUUUUGAAGAAGGGGCCGUGGACUGCGGCGGAGGACGAGAUUCUGGCGGCGUACGUGAGGGAGCACGGCGAGGGGAACUGGAACGCGGUUCAGAAGAACACGGGCCUUGCCCGUUGCGGUAAGAGCUGUCGGCUCCGGUGGGCGAAUCAUCUCCGGCCGAAUCUGAAGAAAGGCGCCUUCACCGCCGAGGAAGAGCGCUUAAUCAUUCAGCUUCAUGCUCAACUCGGCAACAAAUGGGCUCGCAUGGCCGCUCAGGUGACUAACCCCCUUCUCCUUCUUUUCAUUACAUGAAUCCUCGUAUCUCUCUCUCUCUGUGUAAUCUAUAGAUUCUGGGUUUUUGAUUUUCUUGCUCUGUCAUCUCGUUUCAAGUCUCUCCUCAAUCGCAUAUCGCUUGUCUCUAUGUCCGUACGCGUAGUAUGUCUUUAUUUGCAGUUGCAGUAUCUGGUUUUAA